Messenger RNA from Rhipicephalus microplus (southern cattle tick), 394 nucleotides. RefSeq names its product neuropeptide-like protein 31. Lineage: Eukaryota; Metazoa; Arthropoda; Arachnida; Ixodida; Ixodidae. The record is from RefSeq and is a predicted model, not a curated record.
CCCAAAGCAACUCCGGCAGCAGUCCGAUAUGAAGACCAUUCUGUGCACCCUCGUCGUCCUGGUCGUGCUGGCUGUGGCCAAUGCUGGCUACUACGGCUACGGCCACGGCUACGGUCAUGGAUACGGCCACGGAGGAUACAGCCACGCCAUCACUCACCACUAUGACAACCAGAGAGCACACUACGGAUACGGUGGAUACGGCCACGGCUAUGGUGGAUACGGAGGCUACGGUGGAUACGGUGGAUACGGUGGAUACGGACACGGCUAUGGAGGAUAUGGCGGCUAUGGUGGCUACGGCCACGGCUACUUUGGCUAGGCAACUGAACGUCUAACGGAAAAUCUGAUUAACGGACGACAUGGGCGAGCGCAAUAAACAACUGGUCUUCGAUCACCA